AUGAGUUCUGUACUAACCUUGGCCAGACUCACGAUCCAACAACUGCAUGUGCUAAUAAUACCAGACUACAUGUACAGGUCAACCAACUGGGUGUGCUGUGGGAGUGGCAAGCAAGCGACCAGACUGGAGCUAUCGAUGCUGACCGGUCGCUGAAUACGGCGCGCCGCAAGCGUCGCUCCAUGGCCGAAUGGCAUGGCAUGGCAUGACCUCGAAAUCUUUCUCGGCCUUUUCCAUCACGCCUCCCCCGUACUCACUCUAUUUUCCCCAUGGGCCUCGUGCUGACAGUCGACUCGGCCCAGCGUGGGGGAAGACGGGGGAACAAAAGCUGGAGAUGCCACCGCCGGCGCUGCCUCCCAAAGGGCAAUUUUCGGUCGUACUCAGCGGCGCUAUUCCACCUUUUGGUCCCUCUCCAUUUUUUGGUGGUUGGAGUGGGAGGGGCGGCUCUCAGCCCGGAGCAGCGCCCUUCCAGCGCCCUCUUCCCACUGCCAGCGCUCACUCAAGUCACUCCAGGCCUGUGCUGUUUGGUCAAAUGCUGGUAAUUGACCGAGCUAGGGGCGGCUUGGCGGCCAAUUGCACAUCGCCCAAAUCUGCAAUCUGGAGUCAUCUCCGAACUCUGGCACAGCAAGCUCUCGAGCAUUGAGAAGGAUAUACGGCAAUACGCGGAGUCAUGCGCCAUGCUAUACUCGCUCAAUUGCUGUCCUCGUGCUCUGGCUGCUCUGGUUGCCCGCAUCACAUCGCAUCACGGGCGCCUCUUCGGCGGUUUGCCGGAUCGCUAGUGCUGGUGUUGGUACCGGAUUCGUCCCAAGCACUGGUGCAUGUAAGGAUCUCGACGGGAUGCGCAUCCAUGGAUCGUGC
Messenger RNA from Trichoderma harzianum CBS 226.95, 855 nucleotides. RefSeq lists its product as hypothetical. The coding region runs from base 188 to 640 and encodes 150 amino acids. The transcript has a single exon. The record is from RefSeq and is a predicted model, not a curated record. Lineage: Eukaryota; Fungi; Ascomycota; Sordariomycetes; Hypocreales; Hypocreaceae.